Symbiodinium natans is the source of this 453-nucleotide messenger RNA. The record is from the annotation of a GenBank genome assembly. NCBI's taxonomy places the organism in Eukaryota, Dinophyceae, Suessiales, Symbiodiniaceae.
GUGCUGUCGCGGCUAGCAGGUGGCGUUGGUGACUGCCAGGGUGACGCUUUGUCACCUGAAGAUUUUCAGGAAAGUGUGCAAGAGAGCCCGGUGGCUUUCGGAGCGUUCAAGCUUUGCAGUGGUGCAGUGUGCCGCAAAUGGAAGUCGGGGCUGCUGGUGGACGGCCUGGCAAGUCUGCAUCGGUCGGCUGCUGGCCCAGGUGCGCUUGGAGCCACACUGGCUUUUGCCAAUGAGCAAGGAGCCCACUUUGUUGCGUGCCUCGCGGUGUUGGAUGCCGUCCAGUGGUGGUCUGAGGUCGGCAUGUUCUCAGUCAUCGACUUGGACCUUGCUGCCAACCAGCUGCGUCGCGGAUGUGAAGCAAAAGGAUUGGACAGCGAGGAGUUGGCGAGGGACUUGCGACGCCUUUCUGAGACUUAUGUGUUUCGUCAUGUGGUCAUGCUGCGGUGGAUUUGA